Macrosteles quadrilineatus (aster leafhopper) is the source of this 4455-nucleotide messenger RNA. RefSeq names its product G-protein coupled receptor GRL101-like. The transcript is spliced from 32 exons. Gene Ontology annotation, biological process: G protein-coupled receptor signaling pathway. The record is from RefSeq and is a predicted model, not a curated record. NCBI's taxonomy places the organism in Eukaryota, Metazoa, Arthropoda, Insecta, Hemiptera, Cicadellidae. Gene Ontology annotation, molecular function: G protein-coupled receptor activity; protein binding. Bases 1 to 4377 code for a protein of 1458 amino acids. Gene Ontology annotation, cellular component: membrane.
AUGUGCGUUAAGCACUUACCAAUCCACCCUAAUCUGGGAACCGAGCCUCAGGUAUUGGACGGGUCGCAGGUGGCGGAUGGCGAACGUUCCAUCAGAUAUGGUGGACAGCUGCGAAUAAGGGAUAAGGACGAAGAGGAGAAAGAUGACUUCUAUGAAAUGAUGGAGCAAGUGGUAGACAAGUUACCAAAUUACGAUAUGAAAAUUAUAAUGGGAGAUGCAAAUGCGAAAAUAGGAAAAGAACCUAUAUGGAGAGAAGUCGCAGGUGACACGGAAGAAACAGAGAUUAUGGAAGACAUAGAAAAUAAAUGGGAAACGUUCAGGAACAGUAUACUUAACACAGCAAAAGAAGUUUGUGGUAAAAAGAAGAGAGCAAGGAAGAAUCCAUGGUUUGAUGGAGAAUGUGAGCAAGCUAUACUGGAAAGAAGCGAGAGGAAAAAGAAGUGGUUGAACAAUAAGUCUAACGAAGAUAGAGAAGAAUAUUUUAGAGUAAACAAAGAAACCACAAGAACCCUGCGUAAGAAAAAGAGAGAGUACUUGAAGGGAUUACUAGAAAAAGCAGAAAGAGAUCAGAGAGCACAAAAUGCCAGAGACUUUUAUAAAUGUGAUAGGCACUUCAGAAGUGGAUAUACAGCAAAUGCAUUUGGCAUUAAGGACAAAGAGGGCAAUAUUUUAGUACAGAAACAGGAAGUGACCAACAGAUGGAGAGAGCAUUUUGAGGAGUUACUAAAUGGGGAAGAAAUUGACAAUAAUGAAGAAAUCCCCAUAUACCAUGAUGUACAACCUCUUGUUGAGAAUCCAAAUAUUGAAGAAGUAGAACAAGCAUUAAAUUCCUUAAAGGAUAACAAAUCUCCUGGAGAAGAUGUAGCACACGUGAAAGCAAGGAGAAUAAGGUGGGCAGGACACGCACUACGGAGAGAACGAGGUUCACUACUAAAAGAAGCAAGUAUAGGAAAGCCAGAAGGGAAACGACCAUUAGGAAGGCCCAAGAAGAGAUGGUGGGAUAGUGUUUCCAAGGACGUCAGAGAAGUGGGGGCAGAAGUGGAAGAGGCAGAAGAUCGAGAGAGAUGGAAAGCAGUUGUUGGACUAUGUAACGCUAGUGCUCCGGUGUUCCAUUGUGACUCUUUGACUUGCGUUACACAAGAUCUGUUGUGUAACGGCCUUCCAGACUGUCCUUCAGCUCAAGAUGAAGGAGUUGACCAAUGUGGAUGUCUAGCCAACGAGUUCCGGUGCUCCAACAGCUGUGUGGCGCUUGUACGUCGUUGUGACAGAGUCAAAGAUUGUCCACAAGGAGAGGACGAACUGGACUGUAAAACAUUCCUCUGUCCUGCGACACAUUUUAAAUGUGACAAUCACUUCUGUGUUCCUCUGCACAGUGUCUGCGACUUCCGUGACGACUGUGGGGAUGACUCUGAUGAGACCAGCUGCUCUCACAGAUCAUGUUGGCACUCAGAGUUCAGAUGCAACAAUGGAGAAUGUCUACGUCCUGGAUCCCUGUGUGACGGUGUCUUCGACUGUCAAGACCUCAGUGACGAAACAGACUGCGGCCCAGACUCCUUCGCUGACUGCGAAGACGGAACAAAGGUUCACAGGUACUACUGGUGUGACGGCUGGCCUCACUGUACACAAAACCACGCAGACGAACUGAACUGCAAAGAGUGCAACAGCUCUGACGAGUUCAGAUGUCCCAAUGGUCGUUGUAUUAGGAGAGCCAACGUUUGUGACUCGCAGUGUGACUGUGUGGUCAACGCUACAGAUUCUUCUUGUGCUGACGAAGUGGAUUGCGGACACGUGUAUUCGGUGGACUAUGGUACAGGAGUUGCUGUGUGUGAGUUAGGGGUAGCUCUAGGAUGUUUUGCCCCUCCAUUGCCCCAAAACGCAGGCAAAGUCCGUUGUAUUCAACCACAGUAUCUGUGUGACGGAUCCAACGACUGUCACAACGGCAACUUCUUAUCAGACGAAUUCGGUUGUGGUAAGUAUGAUAACAGAAACUUCAAAUUCAUUAUGACCGAGGUUGCUGCCAACUUCAGAUGUCUCGAUGGUCGCAAAAUGCCGGUGAUCACCCGAUGUGACAAGAAGAUUGACUGUCUCCACGGCGAUGACGAACUCAAUUGUCCUGAUACUCAGUGCAAUGAGACGCAGUUCACAUGUCUCAGUGGUCAGUGUAUAGACUUGUCCCUAAGGUGUGAUUUGGUCUACCACUGCUACGACCGAUCAGAUGAACACAACUGUCAUGACACGCAAUGCCCGCCAGCCACUCACCGAUGCCUGCUAGGAGGCCAAUGUCUACAGGAGACCAAAUGGUGCGACUACUAUCUGGACUGCCUAGAUGGAUCUGAUGAGGCUAAUUGUAGUACUGUUCCGUGUCAACCAAGAGACUUUGCCUGUGAUAACGGACAAUGUGUCAGCGGACAUCUCAGAUGCUAUAGUGACGGCAAAUCAAGAAGUGGUUGUGCUGAUAAUUCACACCUCAAAAACUGCAAGAACUGGACUUGCAGUGAAGACCAGUUCAAGUGCCGCAGUGGUCCGUGUGUCUCUCGUACUCUACUGUGUGACAACAAUAUCGACUGUCCAGAGACUUGGGAUGAUGAGGACUUCUGCCCGUUCCAGUGUUCUCGUUUACUACCGCAAUGUGAGUGUCAAGAUGUCCACAUCAACUGCACGGCCCGUGGUUUAACAGAUGUUCCAGCUGAUGCUGAACCUGAGAUCACCUGGUUUUACUUGGGCAGCAACAAACUAAACGAGACACUGAACAACAGUUCAUUUCUUCAGCUUGCUAGACUUCUGUAUCUAGAUCUGAGCAACAACAGCGUCACUCAACUUCCCCCCAGUAUGUUUGUUUCUCUGUGGCGACUUACUGUGCUCGACCUACAUGAUAACCAGCUGACCCGGCUGGCCAAUGGGACCUUCAACGGACUGGCUAGCCUCAACGGAUUGCACCUCCAAGGAAACAAAAUUGAAGCAAUUGAAUCUUACGCAUUCUACGGCCUGACUUCUCUCAAAACAUUGGAUCUUUCCAACCAAAGAGUCUGCGACAUUCAGCCCGAUGCAUUUGUUGGCCUUCGGAGUUUAACUGGACUAGACUUAUCGAGUAACCAAAUUUCCCAUCUGAACCAAGGAGUUUUCUCGGGAAUGCCGCACCUUCUGUUCUUAGACAUCAGCAAGAACCACAUACGAGUGAUCGAAGCCAAUGUUUUCAGAAGCACCCCUUCUCUCGACAAACUGGUCACUGAUGAGUUUCGAUUUUGCUGUCUCGCUCGACAUACAAGUCUUUGUCUGCCUCCACCAGAUGAGUUCAGUUCAUGUGAAGACCUGAUGUCCAACCUGGUGUUGAGAUUGUGUGUCUGGCUACUGGCAGGAGUGGCUACCGUAGGCAACAUCCUGGUGAUCGUCUGGCGCACUAGAUACACCCAUUGCAACCAGGUUCAUUCCCUGCUCAUUACCAACCUCGCACUAGGUGAUCUCUUGAUGGGCUCCUAUCUGCUGCUCAUAGCUCUAGUAGACCGUCACUACAGAGGAGUCUACUUUAUCCAUGACUCUGCCUGGAGAUCUAGCCGACUCUGUGCUUUGGCUGGGUUCCUCAGCACUUUUUCCAGCGAGAUAUCCGUCUUUACACUUACUGUGAUCACACUUGACCGUUUCCUUGUGAUAAUCUUCCCGUUCAGAGUUCGUCGUCUGGAGAUGGCUCGCACUCGUCGCCUCAUGGUGUUCGGAUGGGCUCUCGCAGGCUUGCUGUCCGCUCUGCCUCUGGCUCAUCUAGAGUACUUCCACAACUUCUACGGCAGAUCAGGAGUGUGCCUUGCCCUUCACAUAACACCAGACAAGCCCAACGGAUGGGAAUACUCCGUAUUUGUCUUCCUCUUCCUGAACAUGGUAUCUUUCGGCAUCAUCGCACUAGGCUACCUGUGGAUGUUUGUGGCGGCGCGUACCACACAACUGGCAGUGAGCGGUGCCUCCCGUCGGACCACAGAGAGCGCUAUGGCGUGGCGCAUGACUUUGCUAGUAGCCACCGACGCAGCGUGUUGGGUGCCCAUCAUAGUGCUUGGGCUUGCGUCUCUGGCCGGGUUCACCGUUCCUCCUCAGGUGUUUGCGUGGGUUGCUGUGUUUGUCUUGCCAUUGAACGCAGCCCUCAACCCAGUACUGUACACUCUGUCUACUGCGCCAUUUCUCACCCCCGCACUGCUCAAGUUCCGACGAUCCUGCAAACUUAACAACUACUCGCCCAACUGUACACUAACUCGUAAAUAUGGAAGUGCAAGAUCUUCAGAGUUCAGCAACAACUCUGUUACUAAAAGAACGUCAAUAAGGUGGCACUCCCGGGUGGACACAGCUGUCUCGGAGCAUGGUGAGGUGGUACCACUGAGCCGUCUGGUCACAUGACACUCGCCUUCUGGGCGCUCCUCUCGCCACCGCAAUCCUCUCUAUGACUGACCAAUUGUGCUCUCAGAACCAGUUCAU